Messenger RNA from Colletotrichum karsti, 1488 nucleotides. RefSeq names its product major facilitator superfamily transporter. NCBI's taxonomy places the organism in Eukaryota, Fungi, Ascomycota, Sordariomycetes, Glomerellales, Glomerellaceae. The coding region runs from base 1 to 1488 and encodes 495 amino acids. Gene Ontology annotation, molecular function: transmembrane transporter activity. The record is from RefSeq and is a predicted model, not a curated record. Gene Ontology annotation, cellular component: membrane. The transcript has 6 exons. Gene Ontology annotation, biological process: transmembrane transport.
AUGGCGGUGACGCGAGGAUCGUCUGACCGUUCCGACGUAGAACAGGUGCCUCACGAAAAGGACUCAGUCGCCCACAAUGAAUUUCAGCGAAACGGAGCCCUGAAUACCGAAGAUAGAGAUUUUCUGGCAAACUUCCCCGACGAUCGGAAGAAGAAGGCCAUCCGGAAAAUCGAUUUCCGAUUGAUGCCGAUGCUCGUUCUCCUGUAUCUCAUGGCAUACCUCGACAAGACCAACAUCGGCAACGCCAAGAUAGAAGGCCUCCUGGACAGCCUUCACAUGACGGGGGUAGACUACAACAUCGCCCUCUCGGUCUUCUUUAUCCCGUUCGUUCUAGCAGAAGUUCCGAGCAACAUGAUACUCCACAUGUUCAAGAAACCGUCCAUCUACAUUGGAGGUAUCGUUACUUGUUGGGGUGUCGUCAUGACUUGUAACGGAGUCGUCCACAACUUUGGAGGUCUGGUCGCCGUCAGAAUCUUUCUGGGCCUGUUCGAAGCAGGUUUUCUUCCGGGUGCGAUUUUGAUCAUCUCCAAAUGGUACCUCCCAAACGAAACGCAAACCCGGGUUGCUAUUCUAUAUACGUCUGCCGCCUCUGGAGGAGGCUUCUCAGGUCUCCUUGCUUUCGCAAUCGCCAAGAUGGACGGCGUCGGUGGCUACGAGGGUUGGAGAUGGAUCUUCAUAAUCGAAGGCCUGGCUACCGUAUGCAUCGGAAUCACCUGCUUCUUCUGCCUGGUCGACUCGCCCAGCUUAUCCAAGUGGCUCGACCCCGACGAAGUCCGCUUCCUAGAGCUGCGUCAGCAGGCCAGGCGCGUCGUGCAGCCCAACGAGUUCCGGGACAAGCACUUUGACAAGGAAUCCUUCAUCUCCGUCCUGACCGACUGGAAGAUCUAUCUCCUGAUCCUCGCCAACUGGUCGAACGCGGUGCCGAACUACGCCAUGAAGUUCACCAUGCCCCAGAUCAUCAAGAACAUGGGCUACACCUCGGCCAACGCGCAGUUGUUGACGAUCCCGCCGUACGCCGUCGGUGCCGUGUCCGCUUACCUGUUCUCCGUCUUCGCGGACCGUAUUCUCUUCACCAAGAGCGAUGAUAUCAAGGAUAACAUCGCGCUUAAUUACUUUGCGGUUUGCUUGGCUUGCUUCGGCAUGUACCCCAUUCUGCCCGGAGUCAACGCGUGGAACGUCGCCAACACGCCCAGCCCGACGAAGCGGGCCAUCAGCAUUGGCUUUCUUGUUUGCGUUGGAAACAUUGGAGGGCUGAUUGGUAGCUACAUCUACCUGGACAAAGAGGCGCCGAGGUACCCAACUGGUUUCGGGACUUCGUUUGGUUUCGCCUCGGCCGGGAUCAUUGCGGUUGUUGUUCUUGAGAUUUUGUUGCAUCGACGCAACAAGAAGAAGGAGUUGCUGAACGAGGACGAAGUGAGGCAGAGAUAUUCGGACGAGGAACUUGAUCGUAUGGGAGAGAAAAGCCCGCUGUUCAAGUAUGCUCUUUGA